AUGGAGGGUGCUAAGUCUUGUUCUAAUCCAUCUAUUGCAAACACUAAACUGUCUCUAAAAGAUGGUGAACUAUUUCACGAUGUCACUCUGUACAGAAGCACCAUAGGGGAAGUGCAACACCUAUCUCUCACACGUCCAGAUGUGGCAUUCGUAGUCAAUAAACUAAGUCAAUUCUUACAGGCCCCCACGACAGUGAACUGGGAAGCAUGUAAGAGAUUACUUAGAUAUCUAAAAGGCACCAUCAAAGAAGGCAUUUGUCUCAAACCAGCUGCUGAAACAACUCUUCAUGCAUACUCUGAUGCAGAUUGGGCGAGCUGUGUGGAUGAUAGACGCUCCACAGGAGGAUACUUGGUGUUUCUAGGAGGAAAUUUGAUAAGUUGGUUAGUUAAAUAG
Molecule: messenger RNA, 393 nt
Organism: Cannabis sativa
Lineage: Eukaryota; Viridiplantae; Streptophyta; Magnoliopsida; Rosales; Cannabaceae
Exons: 1
Coding region: 1-393 (130 amino acids)
Source: RefSeq, a predicted model, not a curated record